AUGCAAGGGAUCUGCAAAGAUCCCGCGACCAAGUCUUUGAAAAAUCCCUCAUCCUCCUCCUUCUCCUCCUCCUCCUCUUUAAAGAAUACAAGGAAUCUCUCAAGCGUUACGGCUAACAGCAACAACAUGAUGCUGAAAGAACACAAUAAGAUUAAGCAGGCGGAGGAGUCUCUUAGAACCAUCAUGUACUUAAGCUGCUGGGCUCCCACUUGA
Messenger RNA from Linum tenue, 213 nucleotides. The record is from the annotation of a GenBank genome assembly. Lineage: Eukaryota; Viridiplantae; Streptophyta; Magnoliopsida; Malpighiales; Linaceae.